This is a messenger RNA of Leishmania braziliensis MHOM/BR/75/M2904, 1494 nucleotides long. RefSeq names its product alanine aminotransferase (gene ALAT). Gene Ontology annotation, molecular function: L-alanine:2-oxoglutarate transaminase activity; pyridoxal phosphate binding. Gene Ontology annotation, biological process: biosynthetic process. The record is from RefSeq and is a predicted model, not a curated record. Lineage: Eukaryota; Euglenozoa; Kinetoplastea; Trypanosomatida; Trypanosomatidae. Bases 1 to 1494 code for a protein of 497 amino acids. The transcript has a single exon.
AUGCUGCGCAACGUUGCUUGUCGCUUGGCACCGAAGCCGUGCCACCUAAACCCCCGCGUAAUCGAGGCGGAGUACGCCGUGCGAGGGUUAAUCCCAUCCCGCGCGGACGAGAUCAAGGCGGAUCUGGCCGCUGGCCGCGGCUCCUACUCGUUCCAGAGCCUUGUGUACUGCAACAUUGGUAACCCGCAGUCGCUGGGGCAGAUGCCACUGACGUUCUGCCGGCAGGUAAUGGCGCUGGUGGAUGCGCCGUUUCUGCUGGAGGACCCGGAGAUAGUCGCGCGGCUGCCAGUGGACGCCGUUGCGCGAGCGCGUGAGUUCCUUGCGGAGAUCGGCACGGGCACUGGGGCGUACACGGAGUCGUUUGGGUACCGGUUCGCACGCGCUGCUGUUGCUGCCCACAUUAACCAGCACAGCCACCACGUAGGCCCCGCUGCAACGGUGGACGAUGUCUGUCUGACGGACGGGGCGAGCACGGGUGUGAAGGUGUUUCUGCAAGUUCUUAUUGGUGGUUCGAGCGACGCGGUGAUGGUCCCGAUCCCGCAGUAUCCGCUGUACUCUGCGCAGAUCACGCUGCUUGGUGGGGUGAAGGUGCCGUACUACCUGCGCGAGGCGGAGGGGUGGGGGGUGCAGGCGUCAGACCUCGCUGCUGCGUAUGACCAGUGCGUGGCCGAGAGCGGCGCGACGCCGCGCAUUUUUGUGUGCAUCAACCCAGGGAACCCGACAGGGAAUGUGCUGGAGCGCUGCGUGAUGGAAGACGUGGUGCGGUUCUGCCACGAACGUGGGAUGCUGUUGCUUGCGGAUGAGGUGUACCAGGAAAACGUGUACGACCCGCGGCGCCAGUUCGUUAGCUUCCGUGAGGUUGUGCUUGGGAUGCCUGAGCCGUACUGCGUGGAGACAAUGCUCGUGUCGCUGCACUCGACGUCGAAGGGCGUGAUUGGGGAAUGCGGGCGGCGUGGUGGGUACUUCUGCAUGACAAACCUGCCCGGUGAGCUGCGCGCGCAGGUUACAAAGCUGUGCUCGAUCAACCUGUGCGCGAAUGUGAACGGGCAGGUGAUGACGGCGCUGAUGUGCUCGCCGCCGCGUGAGGGCGAUGCGAGCUACACGUUGUACCGGCGCGAGUACGACGGGAUCUUUACGAGCUUGAAGGAGCGCGCUGCGCUGCUUGCACGCGAGCUUGCGACUGUGCGUGGGCUCUCGUGCCAGCCGGUGGAGGGCGCGAUGUACGCCUUCUCGACAAUCACGCUGCCUGCGCGGUACGGCGCGCGGAACGAGGAGCUGAACGCGAAGGAGGGGCGGCAGCUGGCGCUGGAUGCGCGCUGGGCACUGGAGCUGCUCGAGUCGAGCGGGGUUGUGGUGGUGCCGGGGUCCGGGUUUGGCCAGGCGGCGGGGACGCUGCACUUCCGAACGACGAUUCUGCCGCCGCUCGCGCAGAUGGAGCGAAUGGUUCAUGCGAUCCGCGAGUUCCAAGAGCUGCUCUACAAGCAGUACGCGUAA